Molecule: messenger RNA, 1227 nt
Organism: Pseudomyrmex gracilis
Lineage: Eukaryota; Metazoa; Arthropoda; Insecta; Hymenoptera; Formicidae
Gene: Chchd3
Product: MICOS complex subunit Mic19
Exons: 2
Coding region: 565-1149 (194 amino acids)
Biological process (GO): inner mitochondrial membrane organization
Cellular component (GO): MICOS complex
Source: RefSeq, a predicted model, not a curated record
UAGGACUUUGUGACGGAUUUGUACAUUUAUUUUCAAUCGAUAGGUACGUACGGAUUGAAUUGCUUUCGGAGCGAUUAAUGACGCGAAUUUGACAAAUUGACCAAUCACAUUAGACCUGUUCAGCAGGUACAGUUGUUGUCUUGUCAGCACUAGACGUUGAUUUAUUUGUUCUCAAAGUAAGAGCAGCUUUGCUGAACGCAGCCAAUUACAGUUUUAGUGCAGCACUUUCGUGCGGUUUUCAGUGCAGAGAAAACACAGAACACACCUGCCGGUGCAAAAAAUCUAUAGUUAAUGUUACAUGUAGGCACUAUAGAUUUCGAUAAUGACAUCAAAUAUUCGAAGUAGAUUUAUAUAACUUUCAUGAGGCAUAUAAACACAGAUCGUCUCUUGCUCUUAACAAAUCGUGUAUGACUUGAUAGGUAAGCUCAGUGUCAUGGAAAAUUCUAGUGUAAUGUCUGUAUCGCUGUUAAAAAAGUGAUCUCGCGAUUAUAUUAAUAUAGAUCACUGUACACUCAAAAACGUGUGUGUCGAGUUACCGUAAACUAGUAAACUAGGAUCGCGAAUAUGGGCUCCGGUCAGAGUUCCCGCAAGUUGACCAUCUCGAAUGAAGAAGGAGUUGGAGUGAUCAAGCUGUCCAACUCGAUUAUAGAGCGUCUUGCUCAAGCGGAAACAUCGUCAGCAUCCACCUCGGACGUAAAACCUGACGUAUCGAACCAACAAGCACCACCACCUCCUGGUGUCGCGACAGCCCCACACCAGACUGCUGUUACCGCGCCUGGACAGCCGGUAUACUAUUAUCCUGAAUUAACGGUAUCUGCUCUUAAAAUGCAGCAACAAAUGGAAAAAGAACUGAAACAACAAGAUCAGUACUGGCAGAGACGUUUGCAGAAAUUAGAGAGUGGUUAUCAGAAGUUGAAUGCUAUCUUGGAAGAUGAAUAUAAAAAAGCUGCUAGUGAAACUUCUGACACCAAAAAUAGACAAGUAAUCAGUGACAUUCAAGGUGCUGUGCAACCGUGCAUUGAGAAUAGUGAUAAAAUCCUCAAGUGCUUACAGGAUCAUCCUAAAGAAACUCUUAAAUGUUCAAACUUGGUAGAAGAAUUUUCAAACUGUAUCUGGAAUGUACAGUAUACAUAUAUGAUCAAAGUGUAAUGUAUUCUCCUUGUAUAUUUUAUAAUAGCUUACAGUAAUCUUAAAAAAAAUAGUGAAGAGUAAUAAAUUAUAUAAGAU